Molecule: messenger RNA, 10164 nt
Organism: Orussus abietinus
Lineage: Eukaryota; Metazoa; Arthropoda; Insecta; Hymenoptera; Orussidae
Gene: Oatp74D
Product: solute carrier organic anion transporter family member 3A1
Exons: 14
Coding region: 499-2748 (749 amino acids)
Biological process (GO): sodium-independent organic anion transport; transmembrane transport
Cellular component (GO): membrane
Molecular function (GO): protein binding
Source: RefSeq, a predicted model, not a curated record
GGCUACGCGGCCGUCAGUGAAUCGGGAGGGGAUGAGCCGGCCGUGUUGUGACGGGUCGCCGAGCCGAGCCUCCUGCUUCCCCGCUCGCCCGAUAAGGAGGAAUUGUGGGUUGCCCCCCGAGUCGAUAGCCGACCACGCGGCCGCCGGCCCUCUCGCCCCGGGGCCCUUUUUAGCCGUCGAGGUGUAAAUGCCUCCGCCCUCUGUACAUACGUACAUAUAUUUUUCAAUCCCAUUGCCCGAUCGCGCUCGCAAGCUGUACCCAAACGCGCAGAUCGAACCGAAAAAUAACGUCGAGUCAGGCUAUGUCAGCUGAUUUUUUUGGCUUGGAAGGAGUUACUUUCCCGAGCGUCUUAUUUCUUUGAUGACGCCACGGAGUUUCUUCUGCGGGGACGCUCGGUCUGCCGGGGCAAUGAGGUUGAUCGACCUCGCGCGUCCGGGAGGAGGUUGCUGAAAUCCAGGAGGACUUCUUCGAGGACCUAGGUUUCCCGCGGGACCAAAAUGGCGGGCGAGGACACGCAGAUGUUGGGAAACGGCGCGGCGGAGACGCUCGCGAUCAUCCCUCCGGGGACCAAGAUGGCGAACGGGGACGCGGUGCUCUGCACCAAGCACAACAACAACGGCUCCAUCCCGAAUGGGAAGAUCCUCGAGAUCACCGCGGAGAACGGGAAGCUGAUCGGGCUGGAUGAGAAGUCCGGCAGCCUCCACACCGAGUUCGACGAGGCCGACGUCUCCUGUGGAUGGGGACCCUGCAGACCCCACUGGUUGCAGUAUUUCGCCACGAAGCAGGCGUUCCUGGUCAUCUUCUGCGUCACUUGGGUGCUUCAGGGCAUGUAUUACACGUACUUCGUCUCUGUGAUUACGACGAUCGAGAAGCUGUUCCAAAUCCAGUCGAAGACCACGGGGAUCAUCAUGUCGGCCACGGAGAUAGGCCAGAUAGGGUCUUCCCUUUUGCUAACGUACUACGGGGGUCAAGGCCACCGGCCGAAGUGGAUCGCCUGGGGGAUGAUCCUCUUCGCCGUGAGCUCCUUCACCUGCUCCAUGCCGCACUUCAUUUUCGGCGAGCAGCUGAUCCACCAGAACGAGCUGCUCUUCAGCGGCGUGGGGCCCGGGGUGGACGAGAACGGCCGCAACACCACCGACCCCGUCCCGGCGAAUCUCUGCAAGUACCAGGAUCGCCCGGAGAACAUGACGUCGGACCCCAACGGGUGGCUCCUGGCGACGACAUCCUCUCAUGCCCAGGGCGACUCGACGGCCUACUGCGAGGGCGAGUUCCUGAAGGAGCAGAGGAUCCAGAGCAAGAUCACGACGGUGGUGCUGGCCAUCUUCUUCGUCUCUCUGCUAGGGGUAGGCAUGGGCCAGACGGCGGUCUAUACUCUCGGGAUCCCCUACAUCGACGACAACGUCGCCAGCAGGGAGAGUCCCCUCUACUUCGCGAUCACCAUCGGUGUCAGGAUCCUGGGACCAGCGCUGGGGUUCAUCCUGGGGUCCCUCUGUACGAUGCUGUACGCGGAUCUCUCAGCAGACCCACAGAUCACGCCGACCGACCCGAGAUGGGUCGGAGCCUGGUGGCUGGGUCUAGUCCUGAUCUCAGCGAUGCUGAUGCUGGUCAGCAUAGGGAUGUUCGCCUUCCCUUCGAGGCUGCCCUCCAGUAGGUCGCCCCCGGAAAGGUCGGACUCGAAGAAACCUAGUCUUAGGGACUUCCCGAAAGCGGUGAAGAGACUGCUGAAGAAUGACAUACUGAUGUUCCGUACAGCCAGUAGCGUGCUGCACAUCCUGCCAAUCGCGGGAUUAUACACUUUCCUGCCAAAGUACCUCGAGAGCCAAUUUCGCUUGCCAGCACAUCACGCGAACAUGAUCUCAGGUGUCGGGGGUAUUUUAGUGAUGGGAUUAGGGAUCAUAAUUAGCGGCGUCUUCAUUUUGAGGGCGAAACCCAACGCCAGGUUCGUAGCGGCAUGGAUAUCCUUCACGGCAGUGGUGUACGCGGUGGGCAUGGGAGUGCUGAUGUUCAUAGGGUGCCCCAUGGACGACUUUGCAGGCCUCAUCUCGCACUCCGACGGAGUGUCCAGCUUCGAGCCCACCUGCGAGGUUCCCUGCGACUGCGACAGGAACAAGUUCAGCCCGAUUUGCGGGGCCGAUGGCAAGACGUACUUCUCUGCGUGUCAUGCAGGGUGCUCCAAUUACACCGUCGUCGAUGGCAAAGUGGCCACGUUCUUCAACUGCCAGUGCAUCGGACAGAACCAGACGACGCAGGAGAUCACGAGCACUGCCAAGACUGGAUACUGCCCCCUCGAAUGCAGCAACUUUUGGGUGUACAUGAUCUUGUUCUCGGUGUUCGUCUUCAUCCACUCUACCAGCGAGGUCGGCUCCAUGUUGCUGAUCUUGCGAUGCGUGGACCCCAGGGACAAGGCAAUGGCCCUGGGGUUGAUACAAUUUGCCAUCGGACUGUUCGGGAACGUUCCUUGCCCUAUCGUUUACGGAGCUGUGGUCGACUCGGCGUGUCUUGUGUGGGAGUACGCUUGUGGAGAACGCGGAGCUUGCUGGCUGUACGACUCCAACGUCUUCAGGAUGUUCUAUCAUGGCACCACGGGUGGGAUCCUGGCGCUGGCCUUCGUGGUAGACCUCGUCGUCUGGUACAAGGCGGGGAGCAUAAACUUCGUGGAGGAGCAGGACGGCGAACAGGGCUCCGCCGAGGAGAUGGCCACUCUGAAGUCUCAGGACGCCCAGGCCGUGGAGAACGACUAUCUAUGAAGGCUAGUUUUAUUUUUCUGGGAAUACCUGUUUAGGCCUGGCCGCAGCGAAAGACUAUUAGGUAUCUCAGGACCAUGGUGGAAGAAUCGACGCCUCCCAUGGAGCAGGUCUCAGGGGCCUCGUUCGCUGACCCGGUAGAAUCGUCGGAGCCAGGUGCUAGUUCGAUCGACAAUUUGGGAGCUAUGUUCCCUCCGGAAGUGCGUCCAAGAGGCCUUUCGUCGGCGUGGAGUUUCGUCAUCGACGGACUUGACCUCGGUGACGGCCUCGUGCUGGUCAUUCCGGCCGUGCGAGUCUUCGACGAGCUCGUCCUUGACUCCGUUUGCUCAAAACUUUCCGCUCUUCCGUGGCACGAGGACGAGAACGAGGCUCUUCCGUCCCCGGAGGAGACCCUCGGGGGAACCCGAAGAGCUCCUCCUUCGGUUGGACCCUGAAGAGCCGCGUCGACCAGUCGGGACACCUUAGAGCGUAAUUACACGAUUAAGCGUUGCCAUAGGUUAGGUUUAUCUUACGUGUAGGUGUAGUCGCUAUGCCUAUAGUGUGAACGCUUACCCUGAAGAGGGGCGUUUGUGAUCUGUACAUAGAGGGGCGACUCUGCUCGCUGCGACCUCGGAAGAGAAACAUCCGACUCCUUUCCUGCCCUCUAAGACCCUGAAGGACGGUAACAGCUCUUGGACCCGUAGGACUUCUUCGGGAUCCGCUUUUACGGAUUACCCUUGGAAGCGCCCUUGGGGCUGUUCCUCCUUCUGGUUCGAAUUUCGAAAAUUCGAAAUCGUAUUUCCAUCUCGCAAGGGAGUUGGGUCGAUUCAGUGCGUCAGGACGUACCACUGCGGCUGCACUCUCCACCGCUUACAGCGGUUGCUACUUCUCUUUUUGUGCGAAUAUCAUUGUUAAUUGCUUUUUAAGAUACGCUGAUACGUUAUUUGAAAACGAUGUUAUAAAUGGCAGGGUCUUGAACGGUGGAGAACGCAUUUGCGGUGGCUCGUUUGGGACUCGUCCCGCGGAACGGUUUUAGUAGGAAAAAGGGAAAGAAAAAACGCCAGGGAAGCAAAACCACGCAAUAAAUUUGAUUUUCGUGCCUAAGUGCAACGGCGCUAUCGCACAUCCCCGGGUGAAACGGCGAGCCCGUGCAUUUAUAUCUCUCGAGAGAUCGAAGUAGUCGAGCGAUCGAAUUUAAUAACGACCCCGGUGCAUCCCAGAGUCCCCGAGCGAUCUUUGACGACGAGAGGAGUCGCGGGUAUGAUCGCCGGCGUGAAAAAAAUAGUAUACGAUGAUUAUAAUCCUAACGCAACACUAUCGUUAUACCUUACCAUGCAUAUGCAUAUAUACAUAUAUAUAUAUAUUUAUCUACGCAUAGAUUAUAUAUGAUAUAUACACGGACACAGGAAACUCGAUUCAGAGAGCCGUCGGUCAUUCCAUUCGAACAGUCGUUACGGUUUCUCCUAUUUCCUCCUCGUGGUUGAGAGUGGAAAUAAAAAAAAAAUGCCGCGCAUGUAAUGGUGUAUACUCGCGUUAGGUACGUUAGUUUAAAUAAUUAAGCAUCGCCGAUCAGUCUCUGUGCCCGGAUCGACCUCGUUGAAUCAUCCCCUAGAGCUGGUGGGUGUCGUCCCAUUCGUGGAAACGCGAAACGAGCGCAGCAUUAGUCAACGUAUAAACGGAUCGGGAAAUUAGGGACAUCCGAAACGCAUUUCCUGUAAAAUAGUACUUUACCACACACAUGAGAAUUACGUAUUUCAUCGUCAAGUAGUCUGUUAAAGAGUGGCUGCGUGUAUUGCGGAUUCGAGGGAAUGGGAAACGGUGGGAUUAGGGGGAGAAAUUCGAGAACAAUAGGGGAAGGAAUUUCGCUGUUUCCACGGCACUCGGAAAAUUCGAGGUAACGUCGAAUCUCCAGUGUCGUCCUCUUAGGCACUACCGUCCGUCUCGUUUGCGGAGGUGUACUUGCUCGUGUACGCAAGUACCUGUGUACGGUUCGUUUCGAGUGGUGCACGUAAUCGUAGAUGUUCACCGCGGGUCUUUAAUUAGAACGACAGGGCCGAUUUUCAUAAAUUUCGACGGCGCAAGGAUGGAAGAGUAAUUGCGAGAUACAUACAACAUAUUUUUAGAUGAUUUGACGCAAAACAAAAGUAAUAAUUAUAAUGUUACGUGGGGGAGGACGGGGACAAAAGGGGGGGUUAAUGAUGAAUAAUACACAAAGGUGGGUUAAUAAAAAGUAUAGUAAGAGUAUUUUAAUAUCGUACGUUUUACACAUGCUCGUCGAUGUAUGCAUUGUCUGCCCGCGUGCUUAAGAGAGUAUCCCGAAGAUGUUCCGGACAGGAAGUGGGUCCUUUCUUGAAGGACCUUCGAGGAAACACGAGCACAGGGUUGCCACCGAAAUGGAAAAUUAUUUAUUCGCAUUCAAUUUUAUACCUCGUAAUAUUUUAUUGCACCGUAGAAAAUUUUCGAUACCUGGGAGGCUCGGUUGUACGAUAUAAUUUUUUUUUAAACAAUUGAUACUCGGGAAGGGAAUGUUUAACUGAUUUUUUUUUUUUAUUUAAAAAAUCAGUCUCUAAGGCAACUCUGCGGCAUCUCAUCGAUGCUCGACCUGUCCUCAUGGCUGCGCGUUUCCGGUUGGGAAUUUAAAUCAGGUUCAACGUCGCGGUAAACUAUCUUGCGAAUUGUAAUCGAUUCAGGGCAUUACCAUUAUGCUACGUCUAACAAAGUUUCGUCGAUCGGUACUUGACCGACGUUUCCUGGCUGUUUUUAUGAGUCUCGAGUCUUGUCCACCCUAAAACGAACCUCUGAGACAUGUGACCUCCGAAUAUGCACAAUCUCCCCUGAUUCGGUUCUCCUUUGACUAAUUUUUAUUGCCAUCAUUCCUGGAAUUGUAUAAAUUGAAAGUGGCGGACAAUUUCUCGGGGCCGUAGGAGCAGCGCGGGAGGCGCAGAAAUAUCCAUAUUUUUUGAGAGAUUUACGUUGUGGAGAUCAUGCGACCUCUUUUCUCUCCGACAUAAGAUGACGAAUAAAGUGUCACGGGAAUCCAUGUCGACCGGGAGGUCGAAACUCGAGGCCAAGUACCGACUAACGACGAUACGCGAUUAACCAGGAACGAGCGAGAAACGGUAGUUGCAUAGUGGCUCCAUACAGUAAGCGACCACGACCGAAGCAUGACAAAGUCUCUGAGUAAUAGUAGUAAAACGCGACGACAGGAGUAAAUCUAGUAAUAGGGGUAGCGAUAAAAUAAAAGUAAAGGGUGAAGUUAAAUGCAGAGAGUACGGGAAGGCACUACGUAGAGCGAAUUCCCGGCUUUUCGAGGACGCCACGCCGAGCCGAGAAAUGGCCGCCGCGGCGGUUCCGGUUGGUAAAUGACGACACUAUUUUUUUUACCGCCUCACCUAAGCGUAGAAACACGCGACGCACUUAUAUUCUACACAUAGGCCGCGCACCUUUGUUUAGGCAUCGUACGUAAAAUGUUAAUCGAGCGAACUAUUUAAUUCGUAUUUAAGUCAGGGAAGUGGUCUAAGAUCGAGCUGACAGCGGAGCGACAUUUUUCAUUGACACGGUUGACCUCGCGCAUUAACAAUUAACGAUAUUUUUACAGGAGUUUCUGUUGCUCAUACGGGUCGCUAGCGGCCAAGGCGGGGACAGUUCCAGGGGAGUUUUCGAUCGUUAGGAAAAGUCGAGGCGGAGCGAGGACCUCCCUGUGACUCUCCUCUGCCGAGGCCGAAUCAUAGUUUAUAUACAUAAAUAUAUAUAUAUAUACAUAAAUUCCUAUUGUUAAUACGGAAGAAUAGUUUCUGCACAGUCUCUGUUGAUAAUACGGGUCACUAACAGUGUCUCUUUUAUUGUUACGGCAACAAUGUCGACAAGUGUUGCUCCGGUGUGUGGACGCGGCAGUUGUCGUAUCUCGCUCCUCGAUUCGGUUGUGACCGCGCUCCAGCUCCGACAGGGCAACCGGAAAAGGAAGGAAAUAACAAAUAAUAAUAGUACAUUACACGGUAUAGCGCUAGUAAUAAUAGUAUUAAUCGGAACGAUAUAAGAAACAAUAAUAUUCGUCGCCCUCUCGAGAUUCGUAUUUUUGUAUCUAACUCUAACGCAAGAGCAAGGUGUAUUUUAAUCGUCGCGCGAGACGACCAAGUUACGUCAAUCUCGUUCCUAUUCUGCGGAGUCGGGCGAAGAUGGCUUGGAGGCGAUCAGUGGCGGCUUCUGCUUGUACCCAGUGUUCGCUCUGUCCUUGUCGCCCUCGCGGCCCGUAGGUGGGGCGCGAGAGAGACAGAGCGACCACGCAGCGAGGAAACCGCUUCGCUCGUCCCUGCUAUGCCGACAUCGUCUUCGUCGUUAUUCGGUCGAUUUCCACGUGUGCUCUGUACAGCAAUUAUUUUCCCGCCACUGCCUUUCCAUGCUGCCGCGAUCGUCGAGCUUAAGUUUUGUAUCCGAGGGCAGUCGCUUCGAGGCUUCUCCUACAAAUCUUGUAAUUAAACCCACACGGUCGGCGUGGAGAAGCUUCGCGAGUGACUCUUCUCGUCUCUCUUCUCGUGACGUUUUGGCACAGGAGGGAACGACUUUACGAAGACGUCGCGCGUAUUCAGAGCCGAUUUCUUCGGGACGAGUUUUGGCUCCUCCAGUCAAUCUGUGGGAAAUUGACUCAAUACCGCGAAUUCGCCCUGGAUGAGGCGGUCUGCCGUUCACUGCACUUCCGGUUUACUUCUCGAAGAAGGGAUUCUUCGAGUCGCCUCCAAAAUCUAUAUUGCGAGCGUAGAGUCCAAGAUAGUUCACAAUUAACCGUUUACCAUAGCGACCGAGAAUACUUUAUUUCCGAAAAGGUUUACAAUGUAAAUAAGAGAGUACAAUAAUUGCCAAAUUAAGGAGGCUCGGGGGCAAAAUGGCGUGGGACCGCGUCCCGGAACGUGCCCUAAAUUUUCAUUUCUGUCGUCAGUCAAUUUUCCUCCCGCAUCGCCAGACAAUCGAGAAAAGUAAUCCAUCUUUAUUACUCCGAUUACCAUUACGCCCUUACUCCUCCGCUCGUUACAAUGGAGAAAUAUUAAUGCCAUUUUCCUCCGAGCGCCAGAUCUACAGGACGUCUAUUUACCAGUAUACCGGUUAAUUUACAUAUUCGGUAGCUGACGAUUUCUCAAAAAUGGACACUCGGGAGUGACCAAACUGUGAUUUCGACGAUCGGUCCAAAAAUCUCGUCCAUUUAACGGAAAUCGUUGAGCCCGUCAGUGCGCAACGCCGUUGUGAAAUUACGAAGACUUGUACGAUUUGCACGGUCGACGUCUCGACAAAUUGUCAAUUCCAGGGUACACUUUGCACAUUCCUCGUUCUAGCAUUUUCGUCCCUCCACGUCGAGUCCGUUUCUCUUCUUUUCUUCGGGGACACUUUGCAUUUUGAGGGGAUCCAUUCUGUUUGAUGCUAAACUGUGAAAAUGUGAAAACGCCGUCGAUUUCCCCCUACGAGCUCGUUUUUGUGAUUUCGCAGCAACAAGGCACGCGCACUUACCCUCGGUUUAAAGUUAACGAUACUUUUCCCUUUCCCAAUUGCGAGUGAAAACGACGAAUCUAAGAGGAGGUCGCUAAAUACUACGACACUAUACAUAUAUUUUAGUAAAAGGAUUUAUCGAAUUAACACUAACGAACACCGUAGAGUACCUUCGCGGCUCCGAGAUACAGAUUCACCUAAUUACCCGGCAUAGUUGUUUUAAGUGAACCCAUAACUAGUCUCUAUAAAUAAUAUACAUAUUUCUGUGUAUAUUAUACAUAUAUAUGUGUACCGCAUAUGUAUAUGUGUAUAUAUAUGAAGGCGCAAUUAAUGGUUUAACGCGAGCGGACGCACCGGACGAAGUUAACGUACGCAUUGUAAAUAAUUAUACGAGUAUAUAUAUACAGAGAGAGGUUGAGAGAGAGAGAUGCGAGGAUUAUAAUUGCCAUUUACGUGCACGCGUAAUUACACUACGACCACUAUUACCCUAAUUAUUAUUGCUACCAUUAACAAUUUUAUUACUAAUGCUAGAGAACUUUUUGUUUCGACGUAAUCGUUACAUUUAUCUAUGCGCAUUCGCGAUGACGAUUUUGAACCUUAUACAUAUGUUUUUAUAUGAUUAAUAUAUAUAUAUACUAUACUCUAGAUACUAUAUAACGAAAGAACGGACACGCGUGUCAGGUCUGUCGAAGUCAGACCUAACUUGUAACAAGACUUGUGGGCAUGUACUUUUCGGGCGAAUUGCGCGUUCUUUGAGAAUUGCCGAGGGAUUUGGACGAUUUUUAAUUUUUUUUUUAUCUUUACAUCUACCUUAACUGUUUUUACACUCUCGACGAGUUGUUCUUUAUCGGCUCCUUAUCGUUUGGUACGGUCUCCGAUGAUUCUCUCUUUUUAAUUGUAUUUCACUCUUCAUGCCCGAUCUCUCGUACGUAUGUACACUCGACAUUUCAUUAUUUUCCGACAUCUUUUUAAACAAAAAUCUGUAAAUAAGUACACUAAAACGAGGGUCCCGAAAGUCAUAAGAAUUCGAACAAACGUCCGAUAAAAGGUUCGCACUUCCAAUUGCUCAAUCGAUCGAAGUGCGCGGAAUUACCCUCGCGUCUCCGAAGUGAUCUCUGAUUUUUCGUUUUUUCUCACCCCCCCGACUUUUUGUAAAACUCUUGUAAAAUCCUUUCUCCGCAUUUCGUGAAGUCUCUUUAUCUCGCCGCGAGGACUCGGCUUUAUCUUCCCGGUGAACAGUCCAGAGAAAUCGAUAGGGUCUAAAUAAGUUUACAUCACAGGGGAUAAAUGGUUGUCCUUUGGGUAUAAUUAUAGAUUUUUCGCGUCUAAUUAUCCUUUUCGGCGCCGUUCGUACGGUACUUCCGGUGACAUCACGUCGCUGAUAUUCUGGAUUGACGAAAGGGGAGGAAAUUAAAGGGGAAAUGGAAAGAACAAACCAGAUGCGCUCCUUUUCUCGGGUCCUCGCUCGAUCCUUAUCAGGGGUCCUGGCGAGGACCCCCGAAAAAUGGCGACCGCCAGGACCCUCUUGGUAUCAUGAAAUAUGAACAUCACUGAUGUACCUCUCGCGUCUCGUAGUUUAAUUAGCCCACGGAUUACCGGCCGAGGUGGACUCUUCGAGAGUCCUUUUCGUGGAUCCUUUUUGUACAUAAGACGCGUGCAAGGACGAGAGGCCGCUCGUCCUGCGAGGCGACUUUUCCUUUUGUACAUAGACUCGAUUUAAUCUCGAUCCUUGAGGAGGAAUCCUUCGGGAGGUCCUUUCGUGUCCUUUGUACAUCUCUUUACCUCUAGCCCGUGUCCUCGAUAGCCGCCAUCCUGGUAAUCCGUGGUUUACGACUGAUCAAGCAGCACGCAAGGGUGAAACCGGCGUAUUUUGUAAUUAUAUCGUCAUCACACAUUGUUUGUAAUUACACGAGUUAAGGAAUAUGAAUUUGUUUAUAUAAUAAAAGGCGAGUGCCAUAAUUCAGA